AUGACUUUCGGGUUCGCGGUCUGCGACGACACUCAGAGGUUCCCCAUGCGCCAACUCACGGUUUGGGGUGCAAUGAAAAUCAAGUUAUGGGACGAUGCUGUGCGAACAGAUAGCAAGGAGUCCGCACUCGUUCGCGGGAAGGUGCAAUGGGAGCUGGGGAAGAAGUAUCGGCAGCAGAUAUAG
This is a messenger RNA of Penicillium bovifimosum, 183 nucleotides long. RefSeq lists its product as uncharacterized. The record is from RefSeq and is a predicted model, not a curated record. The transcript is spliced from 2 exons. The coding region runs from base 1 to 183 and encodes 60 amino acids. Lineage: Eukaryota; Fungi; Ascomycota; Eurotiomycetes; Eurotiales; Aspergillaceae.